UCCCACUCCCCUUUGCGCGCCUAGAAUGUGACGCACUACUUCAUGUAAACCUUUCAUAUAGUGACUCGCAUGAAAUUUUUUUUAUUAGCGCCUGGGGACGAGGCAGGUUAUUAUACAGCUCAGUGGCUACAAAACAAAACAAAAAACAUGGACGAGUUUUCUCCUGGCGAGAAAAGAUUGUAAGAAUAACUGUGCAUAGUACAGCUAGUUUCUAUAUUUUUGUUUUAAUUUAUACUAGAGAGGUUAUACUUCUGGUUUAUUUGUUCAGGCAUUCCGAGAAAAAUUCCAAUGUUUCCAAAAAUUCGUCCAAAAAGUACCAAUUAAGAGCUGAUGUGAAGCAAAAGAUUAAACAACGAUUGCAUCGAGAUAAACCCAAAGAGGAUUGCACUAACAACCGUACAGGUACUGGAUAUAAAUCCUAUAAUGUAUUAAAGGUCUUAUUCAGGUGUUAUAUAAGGGGAAAUAUCCAUGUCAUGAUGUCAUGCAUAAAAAACCAAUUAUAUGGUAUAUAUAAAUUACGAAGUGACUAUAUGACCGGCAGCCGGUCACGGUUUAUAAUAACCUGAGUAUCAGGCUCUAUUUUACAAAUAGAGCCUGACACAAAACUUAACCUGAUCGCUUUCCGCCCACAGCAAAGUUUAUAUUUAGUAUCCAAUCAAAAUGUCGCAGGAGAAAUUUAAAUUUAACACAACGACAACAACAAUCUAAUUAUAGCAUAGCAGCCCACUAUUAAAACGGCUGAAUUUAAAUUAAAACUGCAAUGAACUUAUAAAAUUAACAAAAAUGAUCACAAAUUAGCGAAAUAUAUUGCAAAUGUAGCUUAUAUUAAAUCGCCACCCGAUUGCUCUCUCUUCCGCAGAGGUUUCAGUGACUACAAUGAGCUUUACAUGGCGCUUGCCGUAUUUAUCAACAAACAGUGACGUAUAAUUACAAAGUAUAUAUAUUAAGUAUACUUUAUAACUAUACGUCAGUCGAUAGUGCAAUCUGAUGGCGAGUUAAUAUAAGCUACAUUUGCAAUAUAUUUUGCUAAUUUGCGAUUAUUUUCUAAUUUUACUGCAGUUUUAAUUUAAAUUCAGCCGUUUAGUGGGCCGGCUAUAAUUGUAGUUGUGAUCGUUAUAAAAUAUAUCAACAACAAUAGUAUAAUCUAAUUAGCACCAGCCAAUCAAAUGACAGAUUUAAAAAUCGUUUGUCUAAUCGGCCAAUCAGCGAUCAGUCCAGAUUCUGGACUGAACAACCAGGCAAAAUGCCACUUUUGUGUCAGGCCGUACUUUUCUCCCUUUCGCCCACGAUCAGGCGUGCCUGUGCCCUAAAAAGUACGGCCUGAUACUCAGGUUAGGUUUAUAAAAUACUAAAUGGCUGGCAGUCUAGUGACUAUUGUUAAAGUUUAAUUUUUAUAAGAUAAACCUAUCCCAACCCCAAACCCGGCUAAAUUGCAGAAUACCCGUCCACUAGUUAUAUCAUAUCAUGUAGCCACUAUUUCACUGGAUACGCGGAUACGCGGUCAGUACUUGUUAUAGUAUAAUAUUUCAGAUAGAUCAAAUUCUCAUGUUACAGGUAGCUAUAUAUAGUUAAGCGAUCAAAAAUGGUCAGCGGAUAACUGGUUGACUGUGUAUCCGCGUAUCCACUAAAAUAUAGAGCUACCUAUAUAUAGCAUGAGAAUUUGAUCUAUUAAUGCUAAACUCACUGUAUGCAUGCCUCGUUCUCAAAAUAACUAACUCACUGCGUAUCCACGUAUCCGCGUAUCCACUAAAAUAUACAGCUAUAUAUAUAACAUGAGAAUUUGAUCUAUUAAUGCUAAACUAACUGUAUGCCUCGUUCUCAAAAUUACUCGUCGACUGCGUAUCCACGUAUCCGCGUACCACUAAAAUAUGUAGCUACCAAUAUAGCAUGAGAAUUUGAUCUAUUAAUGCUAAACUCACUGUAUGCAUGCAUCGUUCUCAAAAUAACUAACUCACUGCGUAUCCACGUAUCCGCGUAUCCACUAAAAUAUACAGCUAUCUAUAUAACAUGAGAAUUUGAUCUAUUAAUGCUAAACUGAAUGUAUGCCUCGUUCUCAAAAUAACUAACUCACUGCGUAUCCACGUAUCCGCGUAUCCACUAAAAUAUGUAGCUACCAAUAUAGCAUGAGAAUUUGAUCUAUUAAUGCUAAACUCACUGUAUGCAUGCCUCGUUCUCAAAAUAACUAACUCACUGCGUAUCCACGUAUCCGCGUAUCCACUAAAAUAUACAGCUAUCUAUAUAACAUGAGAAUUUGAUCUAUUAAUGCUAAACUAGAACUGUAUGCCUCGUUCUCAAAAUAACUAACUCACUGCGUAUCCACGUAUCCGCGUAUCCACUAAAAUAUACAGCUACCUAUAUACCAUGAGAAUUUGAUCUUUAAUGCUAAACUAGAACUGUAUGCUUCCUUCUCAAAAUAAAACCUGAUGUAAUUGGUCAGCUGAUUAAAACAUCGUAUCCACGAUGUUUGAAAGGCAUAGCUUAAAAAAUGGACGGGUAUUCUGCAAUCGCUCCCCAAACCCUUUUCUAACCCUAACCCCUAACCCUAACCUUUUGAGAGUUAGAAAAGUCGGGAAAAAAAGUUUAAAAAAUUUUAAGAAAAAACAAUGCUAAGUCAGACAAAACACAUCGCGACCACGACUGCGCUUAACUUUCCGCACCCAGCGCCCCUGCCGUAUGGCUAGCGGUAAGCUCGGUAAAAGUUAACGCAAACAAAAGUUUUUAUAUUCAACUAUAGUCACUAGACUGCCGGCCAUUUAGUAUUUGAUAAACCGUGACCGGCUGCCGGUCAUAUAGUCACUUUGUAUAAAUUAAUAUAAUGAUUUGAACUGUCUGUGCCUGACAAUAAGGCGUAAAAAAAAUACCUGUGGUUCCGGUUUCAUAUCAUGAAAAAAUUAGGGUCGGUAGGUUGGAAAUAAUUUUUUUUUUCAAUAUUUUUUUCAUGGUUUUGGCGGUUUUUUACUGGGCGAUUUGCAGUAGAGUCCCGACAUCAAUAUUAACUAGAGAUGCGUAUUUCCUAUGGACGAAUUUAGGCAAUUUGGUCACUGACCUGUGAAUUUGGUUCAAUAAUUAGUGUGACAACAGAUCGCCAUUUUGGCACGCUGUAUGAGCAGCCCGCAACCUUGGAAAUGUCUUGGAAAUUUUUACGCUUUACUGUACCCAAGCAAUCAAUGAACGCAUACUCCAUCAAACAGUGCUGUAAUGUGCCCUAUCUCCUAAUUUAAUUUUAAAAUACACAUCAGAUUGUGCAUUGUGUGUAAUAUUUUAUUCAAGGUAUUACAUUACCAACUGCUAAUACUGGGAGAAAAAACCUAUCAAAAUGUAAUACAACAAUCAACAAAGGAUCAUGCAUAGCUAAGGUUGCUGAAAAAUUAUGGAAUAUGAAAAGAAACCCACAUUUAUAUAAUGAAAAAUAUCCUUUUUAUUUAUGCGACAGGUAAUACUGUUUACAUCUUCAUUGUACCCAGGGCCUCUGGUGCCAUGGAGAUGUCAGCCUACAAAUUGACAUACCCAUAUGUGAUAUGGUCCAAAAAUUUAGUGAAAGUUUCCAUGAUAUUAAUGGUGUGCAGCAUAUAAUAAUAAGGAAUAUUAGAAAAAAAAUUCAGUCUGUCAAAAUUAGAAUUUGUACCUCAAAACUGUAUAAACAAAACUUCUUUUCUCUCGCAUGCAUUUUGAUCUUUGCCUUUAAAAAUACAGCAACUUAUCUUACUCUGAAUAUGUUAUAAUAUCAAGUCUUUUAUAAGAUAAGGUCCAUUUCCAAUAACAUAAAACUAUAUAAUAUUUUCCUUGACUGUUUAUCAUAUUCGUGUAUGCUGGUCGUGUUCCGUGUUUUCUGAAGCGAAACAUAAAGAAGGUUGACAAGGAGAAUAGAACAAGAUACACAAGACCGAUUAAACGUAAAAAGUCCAGUACCUUAUUUCGCAAUAGAAAAGCUAAAAAGUCCACAAAAGAAUUUUACUUUAGGUUUAUUAAGCAUAAAAAUUCCAAACGUCCUGCUAGCGGAUGGAUUGACAAUGACCGGGUUAAAAGAUUAUGUUUAGAGCCACAGGAUAGCCAUGGUAAGCCUGGUGGAAGAAUUGGCAAGGAUCCAGCUAAAACUGUUAAACAUCUUGCUGAUGGAAAGACGGAUAAUGAGAGACUAUGUAGAAACCUACAAAAACAGACAGUGGAGAAAACAGAUAAACAUAAUCGUCACAAUGAUUACCCUAACUCGUUUUCAAUCCAAAAAGAUUCUGACUCAGUCUUCGAGUGUGAUUCUAAUACAGAAGAAUUUUCGCCCCAGACUGAAGAAAUUUUGACUGAUGCAUUAAACGAUCGAGAAGAGUCCAGCCAUGAAAGAUAUGUGUUGAAUAGUGGCUCUUACGUGAUUCAAAGUAACCAGUCAAGAACGAUCAACCAGGAAAGUUUGAGCUUGGAAUUUAAGGAGAGCCAGAGGAUUUGUAAACCAACAUCGUCUGAACUGUCGGAUAAAGAAAAUGAGUUUUUUCCAAAAGGUUGGUAUCCAAAACACUGUGAAUCGAAGAAUGGUUCUCAUGAUGAAAGUAGUCGGCCCAAGACCUGGUUAUCUUUUAACAAAAGUGGAGGAACAAUCAACCUGGAUUAUAACGAGAGUCGAAGCAUUUUCAAGGCAACGAGUAACCGGGAGGAUAAUUCUGAAGCAUCUAAAAUAAAUAUGGUCCGGAAAUAUCCAAGUGAAAAUUCAAGACAAGUUAGAUCACCUACUAGCAAUAAAGAAAAGUGUACAAGGGAGUUAAGGGUAUCUCUAAUGGACUGCUUUGCGAACUUGUUGCAUACAAGGCAAAAUUUGAGUCGGGGCUUUUUUCAGACCACAAGUACCCCUAGGGCUAUAAGAGUGCCAACCAAAUCCCAGGAGGUACCAACAUCUCCUAUAACUCCUAGGGUACCAACUUUGCAUAUGACCCCAAGAGUACUAACAUCACAUACAAUCCCGAAGGUACCAACAUCAGCUAUAACUCCGAGGGUACCAACCUCGCAUAUUACCGCGAAAGUUCCGAAGUUGCAUAUAACCCCAAGGAUGCCAACGGCUAUAACCCCACCCGAAACGGAGGACGAAAGCUCGUUUUUCACGCAGAAAGAGCAGUUUGAAAAAGAUAAAUUUCGGGGUAGUUCAAAAGAGAACAAUGAGAAAGCUACUGAGGGAAUUGUAUACAAGCCAUUGUUUUCAAACAAGCCACGAUUGUGGAAAUCUGUCGUGGUAGAGAAUGAUAGUUAA
Molecule: messenger RNA, 5230 nt
Organism: Paramuricea clavata
Lineage: Eukaryota; Metazoa; Cnidaria; Anthozoa; Malacalcyonacea; Plexauridae
Source: the annotation of a GenBank genome assembly